AUUUAUAUUCUUUGAAGCGGAAAAAAAAAAUCAGAGCACUGCGCCGCCGCUGCGUAGCACCGCGCGGAGGCAGGCGACCCGCCAGGCGCUUCCCGGCGAUGGCCGAGCGGUCGCGUCCGCGCCGCGCCGUGGACCACCGGCAUCGCCUUCGCCUCCGUCGGCUCCUCGUCCUCCUCCCGCUCGCUCUCCUCCUCUCGCAGCUCCCCGCGCUCCUCCUCCGCCGCGCCAACUCACUCGGCCGCCGGUGCCUGCCCGGCGCCCCCGACCGCCUCGUCCGGGGCCCCCGCCUCAGCCUCGCCAUCGUCACCCUCGCCGACGAGGGCGCGAGCGGGUCGCGCGCGCGGCGGUCCUUCCGCGGCGUGCUGGCGGCCACCGCGCGGAACAAGCGCGCGUACGCGGCGGCGCACGGGUACCGCCUCGUCGCGCUCCCCGCGUCCGCCGUCGACCCCAGGCGCCCGCCCAGCUGGAGCAAGGUCCUCGCGCUCCGCGCGCACCUCCGCCGCCACCACUGGCUCUUCUGGAACGACGCGGACACCCUGGUUACUAAUCCAGAAAUCCCGCUGGAGAGGAUUUUGUUCUCAGUGAUAGGACAUAGUGAUUUUGAUGACUCACCUGAUCUUGUUCUGACAGAAGAUUUCGGUGGUGUGAAUGCUGGAGUUUUCUUCAUAAGGAGGUCAAAAUGGAGUGAGAGGUUUAUGGAUACAUGGUGGAACCAGACUUCAUUUGUUCAGUUUGGUUCCACAAAAAGUGGAGAUAAUGCAGCACUAAAGCAUCUAAUUGAUCACUUAUCAGCUGAAGAAAUGCAAGCACAUGUUCGAAUAGCAAAAAUGCAGUGCCUCUUCAAUUCCUACCCUUGGGUCCUCACAUGGAAGUCGGCCCAUCGCCUCGUCUUCCACCUGCCAACUACAUGGAAAGGGGCUUAUUCAGAUGGAGACUUCAUGAUUCAUUUUGCUGGUUUGGAUGACAAGAAAGGUUGGACAAAUAAGAUUGUUGGAGAUAUAGAAACUCUAAGAUGAACCGUGUUAAACUCAUAGUUAGUCUAAGGAGAAACUAGAAGAUUAAGUAAAGGCCCUGGUUGAUCUGAUAUUCAGUGUUAUGGACAUGGUACAGCACGCCAGGUUGCCUUGGUCAGUAGUCAAAAUUGUGGCACCUGCAAGGUCAAACCGGGCAGCCAGAAGAUAUAUUGUGUGGAGCCACCGACCGACAAGUUAUUUCAAUGCCAGAGUGCCAGGAUGCCACUGUAAAAACUAACUCAGUGCCAACUACAUUAUUUACCAAGGCUGUGUUGACUCCCUGUCGAGAGUAAACCGUUCUCCAAACACAACAGAAUCUGCAUAACAGUGUCAGCAUGGAGGAGUCAGCUUCAGCAUCUACAGCAGAACUAAAGUAGACAGGAGAGUAGGUUUCGUGUAACAGGCUAGGCAGUUCCCAUGUUGUACAUUGUCUCAUUCUAAUUGUCAAUGAUUGCUCGACAAAGCAGUACAGGCGAUCUGCAUGGUUGUUUGUCCAAAACUUUUGGCUGCUACUAAACGCCAAUAUGCAGAGUGCUUGUUGAAAACUUGAAUUGAGGCAGGGAUCUGCAGUACGGUUAGUGCCA
Panicum hallii is the source of this 1597-nucleotide messenger RNA. Its product is annotated as probable alpha-1,6-mannosyltransferase MNN10. Gene Ontology annotation, cellular component: Golgi membrane. The coding region runs from base 99 to 1016 and encodes 305 amino acids. Gene Ontology annotation, biological process: protein N-linked glycosylation. The record is from RefSeq and is a predicted model, not a curated record. Gene Ontology annotation, molecular function: glycosyltransferase activity. Lineage: Eukaryota; Viridiplantae; Streptophyta; Magnoliopsida; Poales; Poaceae. The transcript has 5 exons.